Molecule: messenger RNA, 1355 nt
Organism: Prorocentrum cordatum
Lineage: Eukaryota; Dinophyceae; Prorocentrales; Prorocentraceae
Source: the annotation of a GenBank genome assembly
AUCAUAUUUAAAUUAAGUAUGUGGGGUUCUUCGGUAGCGUAAUUUCGAAGUUUAACAUCAAGGUGGUGCUCGCUCACCGGCCAUUCCUCGGUCGGAUGUGCUCUGCGUACAAACAGCACCUCAGUACACACAGAUCCCACGAAAUCGGCGUGUCGUUCGCCGAAUACUAUGGGAAGGCAUCCCGAUCAGGGACAGAUGGCGCAGGAUUGUGCGGGUACGCCGCCAGACCAUACUCAAGGAUUUGGCCGUGACAGCGUUUUCAUAUUAGAUUUUCUGGGGGCACAGAACGACGGCGACAUUGUGAAUAUGCUGCUGUCUGCCGUUGGUUUACCGACUUUCGAGGAGCCUCUCGAACAAGUCCGCGUCUGGCCAGGAUUGACUUCCGACGAGGCCGUUGAUUUCCAAAUGUGGCACUUACUCGGGAAAUACAUGCAUGAGUAUCACCACUGCAAAUUGAAGGCGCCGCCGAAGCAAGAGCUCGCGCACAAGGUGGAUGCGAUGGUCAAGCACCGCGCCAUCCCGAAGAAGUGUUUGGACAUGGAGCCGAUGAAGAAAUACGCACUCAAAAUUGAUGCCAAUUUCCGAGUUGCGUUUGGAGACCGCAUCUUGCACUCCCGCCCAGAUUUGUCAGAUAAUGAGACUACACAUGUCAAGCAGAUCUGCGAGCUAGACCACCAGAUUGUCAGGAUGGACUGGAAUGAUUCGUUCGAGAAGCACGCCGAAGCUCUUUUGAGCAACUCAUGCCAGAAGCAGUAGAACCGGCGACCAGAUCGAGUUGAAGCAGACGAGCUCAGGCCGCCGACCCCGCCGCGCGGCCCUUCGACUCGCUGACCCUGGUUCAGUACGAGCGCGACUUGAAGGUAGCCUACAGGCCUUGGGCUAUGACAAGCUCAAAAUCACACCGUGCGCGGUGCGGCACGCGGUCCCUUCUCACGACAUCCACCAUGGACACCGCAAUUUAUCGGUUGGAGCCGGGCCAGAUCGGAAGGAUGAUUACCUCGGUCCGUAGUUUUCCAGUUGAUUUGUUGAAGUGCAUUCGUGGACGUUGGUUGGUUUCGCCCGCCCUCGGAUCACCCAAAACAUGGUCGAUCUGAGCUCCGUUUCUUUCGUGACGUCGCUUAAGAGUACCCAUAUGGGAAUCCGUAUGGGCAGAGGCCGAGCUCGGUGAGAGUGCUUUUUCAGGACGAAGUCUUGUGUGGCACUGAUUCUUCGGACGAGUGAUAUUGGCUGGACAGUCUGGUCAUCGUGAAAAUGUGAUUGUGUUGCCAACCUUAGCGGAGCAUCUCGGCCUUUCUCCGCUGGCUUCGCUGUGGGCAGGCUCUUUGGAGGCUGCGGGCAUGCACUUAGGAUCCGAG